Messenger RNA from Zasmidium cellare ATCC 36951, 1656 nucleotides. RefSeq lists its product as uncharacterized. The coding region runs from base 1 to 1656 and encodes 551 amino acids. The transcript has a single exon. The record is from RefSeq and is a predicted model, not a curated record. NCBI's taxonomy places the organism in Eukaryota, Fungi, Ascomycota, Dothideomycetes, Mycosphaerellales, Mycosphaerellaceae.
AUGAGCAUUGACGCUGGCGGUCUUGCUCAAAUGACUUACAACAACCCCAACGGUAACGGCUUCCCUUCUGCUGGGCUCGGCAUCCCCGGCUCUGGCUAUGGCGCUCGUCACUCGCGUCUCAAUUCCAAGAGGUUGAGCGUGGCCCUCCCACCCAAGGUUGCGCCCAUCAACGAGAACCAGGUCGACAACCCGACCCCACGCACCAGCCGCUCGCACCUGCUUGCAGGUUUGCGCACCCAGCCAAAGACUCAAGGAGUCCCGGCAUCCGCUCCUUACCACCAGACCCAGCACUCAGUGGGCGGCAUGUCUGCUUCGAAGUGGGCUGAUCACAACUUUGGCGGCGGAUAUGGACAAGGCGUGCCUCAGACCGCGACUGGUACUGGAUUCGAUAUCCAGAACCAGUAUGGGAUGAAUGCUGGCCGCCAAGUCUACUCUCUGCCAGAGCAGGUUCUGGCACCCCCAGCCAUGUACGAGCAGCAGGAAGAGAUGGAUCCUAGUGUACUCCAGCAGAUGCAGCUUCAACACAUCUUUCUUGCUCAGCGUCAACAGCAGCUGCAACAGCAAUUGGCCAACAUUACGGCCGCAGCUCAAGGCUUGAACUUGAAUGGCAAUGCGGGCCAGCGUGCAUCUUUCCACCAGAGCCCAAUGACGCCUCAGACUCCCCAGAACUUCUAUGGUCAGCAGCAGCAGAUGCAGUCCCCGAUUGAGGUUCCUGGACAGCCUGGCGUCUAUUUGGUCUACAACCCUGCUAUUCAAGGCUACUCUUACGCUGUUGAUCAGAAUGUCCAGCAGGCUCAGCAGACCAUUUCCCCGAUCCAGCAAUCUCAGAUCAACCCAUUCUCUCCAGCCAAGUCUGAGUCUCCAGCGCAGGCUUUUGGAUAUGGGCAGACUCCACCAGCCACCGAGCGGUCCACGCCUACCAACACCCGAUCCUUCACCCCUCCAAAGAAGGUGCCUUCUCCACCAUCGACUCUGGAACACGUCGAGCCUCUGCCACCGCCAUCUGCAACUGCCUUCCGUCGAGGCCACAAGAAGGCAACUUCUUUGGCCAUCAACGCGUUUGGCAACGUUGCUGAGGGCCCUAAGACGGCUUCCAACGCCACUUUCGGCUCUCAGCGUACCGUCUUCCCUCCAACACCCAUGACUGGCACUUUUGGUCCAGGCGCUGCACGUGCUGGUGAGCAUCCAAUUCGUCAACCUCGUGGCCCACCGCCACUUGAGGAGCUCACUUCUGCUCCUACCAGCAAGCACGAGGGCAGCAAGAACUUUGCCACUCGUCAGCGCCGUCGUGCACUUGACAGUCUUAUGAAGGCAGGCACCGUGCGCCGUGGCGUCUCGCGUUCGUCAGGUGGCAGCCCAGUCAGCGAGAGCGAGAUCAAUUUCGGCGUUCCUGAGGAGCCCGAAGAUUUGGCGUCGGCUGGCGGCAGCAGGAAGAUGAGCCCGAUCGGCUCCGAGAUGAAGGAGAAGCGUGGCAGUCAAGGCUCUGACGGUGGUUACUUUGGCCUCAGCUCUGCGUCUAGUAGCGAGGGCGAGGACAUGGGCGCGUUCAAGCAGCCACCGACUCCAGCAACUCCCGGUGGUGCACCAGGCGGCGAUCGCAAGAAGAUGCUCGGGUUGUUGAACGCGGCUGAGAAGCGCCGAAGCCACUUCUUCUAA